GACUAGGAGUCGUGGUAAUCGGUGUUCGGGCAUACGUAACACGUGGCCCAACCAUCUCAGUCGAUGAAGAUUCACAACCUCAUCAACUGAUUUACCAUCAUUCCCUAAUACCCUGCGUCUAACCUCACUAUGUUUACAGCUUUAUUAACGAGUGUAAGAUAGUCGACGAAGGCAACCAAUCCAUUCAUCUCCAAAUCUUAACUAACAAAAACCUUGAGAUUGAGCAACUCAAAGUUGUUACUCACCUUAUUAUACCAUAUUUUGCCCCAGAAUAUGGCGAAUAUAUUGGUUAUUAGCACAUCACUCCACUAUUACUUUUGGUAAGGACUACUUGUAGAUUGCAAAUAUCCGGUCGUUGAUGACUUGUUUAGAAUGACUAGCCCGUAUAUGAAUCAAUGUCAAGGGUUUUCCUAAAUCCUCAAAUGUUAUUUGUUGGUUCUUAAAUCCAUUUUUUACAUAAAUGUCUUUUGGUUCGCGUUAGUUUGUUCGCCUACUUUUGGAACUAUUAAGCGAUGGUCUCUUGUUUUCCACUGAACGUUUUCGUCUAUAUAAAAGAUUUGCUUUUAUUAGUCUUUAAAUUUAGGUUUCCUAAGCGGUACCCUAACGCUUUUUAUCGAGGUUUCUUUCUACUGCACGGGUUGCUGAUCCUAUGCCCAACCCUCCUUUGCCUGGGUUUAAAUCUGUCAUUAACCCCAGGUCUACAGGCGGAAAAAGACAAUUUGAACCAUUUAAACUCUGCUAUGGGAGUUGGAGGGUUUCCACUAAGAAAAAUUACACCUCAUGGUAAAAGCCGAAAUUCUCCGGAAGUCACGAAGCUUAUGUCCCUUCUGACAACCAGAGCAACAUUUAAUGUAGGUACUUGGAAUGUCCGGGCAUCGUGGGAGAUCGGGCGGACUAUUCGAAUAGCUACGGAGACGAGAAGAUACAAAUUGACGAUGCUCGGAUUAAAUAAAAUCCAUUAGACCCAAGCUGGACAGAAAAGCAUAGAUUCGGAAAAUGCUGUUGUACUCUGGUCAUGAAGAAGAAAAUGCUUCUCACACGAGCAGUUGUGCUGAUCCUGUCGAAAGAAGCACGAGCACUUAUGGGUUGGGAAUCUCAUGAGUCCAGGGUAAUCGAAAUAUCAUCAAGACAAAGGGGAUCACAGUGGAUGUUACCCAGUUCUAUUCACCUAACUGAUGUGUGGUAGUGAAAGUAUGGGUAGGGUUAAUCGUUGAACAUGGACAAACAACCACAGUCUAUUAAAUAUGUGAUUUUCCUUUUAUCAUGGAUUUCCACUCGAGAAUCACUGUGUGAUCGCUUGUCAUUGUAUUGAAUAAGGUAUUCUCUAGUUUUAAUCUGGUUCUCUAUUUUGAGUCGCGAAUCCUGAUUUUGGUAUAACGUGAUUAUUAACGUAUUAUUGUAAUAUACGUAUGGGAGGAAAAAAUAUUGUAAACCAUCCGUUAUACCACUAACAAUGAUAGCAAGAAAGACGAUAAAAGCCAGUUUUAUGAGAGGCUGCAGUCGGUCGUACAGAAGUACCUGGGAAAGGAUCUGACCAUCCUGAUGGGAGAUCUAACCUUCAUAGCCGGAAUAGAUAACAUCAAGUAUGAAGAUAUCACGGGACGACAUGGACUGGAAGGAAGGGACGAGAAUGGCGAGAGAUUUGCAAAUCUAUGUGCUUUCAACAAAAUUUUUAUGGGUAGCACUAUAUUUCCCCACGAACGCAUAGACAAAGCUAUAUGGGUCUCACUGUAAUACACUACGGAGAACCGGAUAGAUCAUAUUUGUAUCACUUAAAAAUCCAGGUCAAUGGAAGACGUGAGAACCAAGAGAGGAGAGGACAUAGCUUUAGAUCACCACCUGGUUGUGGCCAAGGUGAGAUUGAAGCACUGGACAAUCAGAGAAACACCAUUAAAAAGGUUUAAUACGGCCUUCUUUCGAGAUAUUAACAGACAAAGAAUUCAAGAUAGCUCUCAACAACAUGUUACCAGCCUUACAUGAACUCGAAAAUGAAACUAUUAUGGCUAAAAAGUAUUCUUUUCGUAGACGUAAUGUCAGUUCGUGAAUAAAACACUAAACGUAGAUUUACUCCCUUACUCCUAACUUUCACAUUUAUUCGUUUCGAACCCAACAACCGUUUGGCAUUCUACUUGUAGAGUCGUUCGAGGCCGUACAUAUCCUUUCGUCCCACUGUGUGCGUUAUGUUUCUGAUCUUGGUUCUGCUGUUUGAGACGUGGCCAUGUGCUCUGUGAUGUUGAAGCUCCAUUCUACCAUUUACAAUGUCAUCGCUAGUUUAUUUUCCCUUUUGUGGUUCAGUUAUGAUUUUAUUUGGAGUCUCUCGUACUACUUUGUUCUUAUGGUAUUUUAAACUUUAUGUUCUACUGGGUUAUCGAUUUGAUUGUUAUCAUAGUUUAGUUUUGCUAAACUUAACGCUUCUAUUAUCGUCGCAGACUUGACACAAAAGAGAUAACGCUCUUCAUUCACAAAAGUUGUUUGUCUUAUUCCAUAUGGUAACUUGUUUCGAAUGCAAUGUAAAACCAUUGUUAAAUAAAGUAACAUUUAGUACACUUUUAAUACUGUUCCCUCAAUGUGUUGUAAGCAGCGUAAAUUUAGGUCUGUGCUCACUUGUUACGCAUGCUUAGCCAUUACAUACCUCAGUGUACUGGCGACGCCGAAUUAUAUUAGAAGACUGUUAUAGAUGGCCAAACCGAAGUGUCACUAGUCUGUCUUAUCAUUGACUAUUUUUUGAGCUAUGUGAUAAGGUGCAUAUAUAUAUAUAUAUAUAUAUAUAUAUAUAUAUAUAUCAUAUACUCUAGUAUUAUAUUUCGUUUUAUAUUAGUCUUUUCGAUUCUUUACUCUUCUAAUUUGGUUUGACUACUCGAACCUAGUCACAAUUUUUGAAUGACUGCUCAAGUACUCGAUUGAUAAACUUGUAUAAUAUAUUUUUCUUUUGAGAUCACACGUUAAACUUCUUAUUACAGGUCUAAACUAAAAAUAAAUAUUUUUUCACUCCGUUCACUACAGUAGCAAGUCAAUUAGCCUAUGAUGCUACUUCCAAAUGUAUCGCGAGAUUUGCAGAUAGCAAUUUUCAAAGCUUACCCUAAAAAUAUAAAAUCUCGUAAUGAUUGGUUUAGUUUUCUCAAUCAUAUGGAAAGAAAAGUUAGAUCAUUGGAUCGAGAGUCAACAGCGAAUAACAUACUUUUAAAUUUAUACAAAAGUGCUAUAGAUUCAUUAGAGGUGGAUUGGUCAGAUGAAAUUUAUCUUACAAUUUUUAUCAGAACAGCAGUUUUAGCAUCAUAUGAGAAUUCGGACUGCGGUCCUGCAUUUCUGAGCUUAUGUUCUAUAAAUGGACGUCGAAAUCCACAGUUGAUUGCGGCUGUAGCUUAUUAUUAUUCUAAACAAGGAGAUAAAAGUAGAGCUAAAAGUCUUUUAAACUCUACAAAAAAGUGUGUAGACAUAUGUGGGGUGGAAUUGUUGUGUAGAGCCGAAAGUAUGCUAGAUACAGACGAUGAUUUCAAAUCGUUAUUAGGACCAUUUUAUUACAAACCAGACUUUUAUUUCCAAGAUAUAAAUUGUUCUCAGGCAAGUUCAAGUGAAAUUUCUUCAGUUCUGGAUUCUACUUGUCCAAAUGAUCACACAGAAGAACGUUCUCAGUCUGUGAUAGACAUCAAUUUUGAACCGAAUGGAAAUUCACCAAACUAUCCUAGUAAUUGUAAUGCAGUUGAAUCAAUACAAAUAAUUGGUCCAUCCAGGGGUCUGACACUAAAGCAUGGCGAACUUGUAUGUUCAUGAUGAGUAACAAACAUCUGGGACUUAUUUUUCAGAAAACGUGUGAAAAGUGUUUCCCUUAAUUUUUCAGGAUUCAUAUAAUUUUUCCCGGUCCCUCAAAUUACCAGGGCUUCCAGAAGAAUUGUCAGUUACUUCAGUCACAAGUAAUCCACAUAUGGAAUCAUUACAACAGCCUGAACUAUCCACCAUUGUUGGUUCGAUCAAAUUGAAUGGAAGUUGCGAAAAGGUAUUUCCGUUUAAUUCGGAUAAGAAAUUGAUUUCUGUCGGUGUGCAAACUGAGCUGGUCAAUGAAAGUGAACAAUUUAUUAUUGUUAAUGGUAAAAAGUAUCAAGUAAUUAAUGAAUUGGGACGGGGAGGCUCAUCAGUGGUGUAUUGGGCUAUGGACUCCGAUUUAAAUCCAUGGGCGGUGAAAAAAGUUGAUUUGAAAAAUCUUACACAAGAAACAGUUACGUCGUAUAUAAAUGAGAUUGAGAUGCUUAAAAGUUUGAUAAAUUCCGACAGAAUUAUCCGACUAUAUGAUUAUCACUGUACAUCAGAAAAUCUCAUACUUGUUAUGGAGAAAGGAGAUUGCGAUUUGAAAAGUGUAAUUCUUAGCUUUUGGUCUGGUGGUGCGAAAAAAUCUCCUCGUUCACCAUCAGGUAUGCUUUCAUCUGGGAUUGUAUUCUACUGGGAUCAAAUGUUGCGGUGUGUGAAAGCACUUCAUGAUCGUCGUAUUGUUCACUUAGAUUUAAAACCACAAAAUUUUGUUCUAGUCUAUGGACAGUUGAAGCUUAUUGAUCUAGGGAUUAGUCGUCUGUUACCAGAUGAUUCAACAACUGUAAACCAUUGGCUAAAGUUGGGAACAUUGUCUUUCAUGAGUCCAGAACAGUUGGAAGAGGCUGCUGCUAUUCCUUCAUCCUCAUCUAGCCUAAAUCAGUCGUUUUUCUUGGGUCCUGAAGUUGACCAAGAAAAUCGUUUUAAGGUUGGUCGUAAAUCGGAUAUUUGGUCAUUAGGUGUAAUCCUUUAUAUGAUGGUCUACGGUCAGUUACCUUUUAAUCAAGAUAAACUUCACUCUCGUCUAUCAGCCAUUAUAAGUCCCAGUGUAAAAAUAUCUUUGCCAGCUAUCAAGAAUAAAUCUAUUUAUAAGGCAUUAGAACGGAGUUUAGUUCGAAAUCAUUUAGAAAGAGCAUCUGUUGAUGAAUUACUGAGUUAUGAAUAUGUGUCUAGUACAUCAGCUGCUGACUUAUGAUGUCUAAAAAAACAGUCCGUUAUUCUUCAAUACCGGGACAUAUUUUUUUGUAUAUAUAUGUACAUAUUUCUUACUUGUAUUAUUUUUUUUACAUUUAUAGUUUUGCAACCUAUUUAUAUCAUUUAGUAAUUUAUUUUCCCUUCCUUUGUUCAUUCUUUUUGUUUGUCACAAUUACUUCCCUGUGUUUACAUUGUUGUUUAUUUUCUCCAUCCAGUUAUGUAUUUCAGAGAAUCUGAAGACUCAAUCACAAUCAAUAUAUUGUAGUGUAUAAGUUUAUAGUAAUACUUAUCAUCAUACGAUUGAUUGAAUAUUUAUAUCAUGAAUUGUUUUCUUUUUUAUGACGAAUAAUAAAUUAUGUUUCACAAACAUUUAUAACAUUUUCCUAGUAUGACUUUGUUAUACAUUGAGUUAGUGAUUGUUUAGAAGUUUCAGGUUCCCAAUCCAAUCACCUAACUAGGUCACACUACCUACUCGAUAGACUUGAAUCCCUGUAUUUUGGUUUCGUUCACAGUGUAAAAUAAUCAUGCAUAGGAUGAUUAGAUGUGAAACGACGAAGCAGCUAGGUCUGACUUUUAUGGACUUUUGAGAAUGCCCUCAGUAAUGAUUUAAGUGUAUUAUCAUAAAUGAGGGGUAAACUUUGAAGUAAAUAACGUUGGUUUACCCCAAUGUACUAAAAAAUAUUUCUCUGAUCUCCCUCGAGGUAUGUAUUGGACGGACUAAUUGUUUUAGUGGUACGGGAAGAUAUGUGUAGUUUGGAAUUGGUGUUCUAUAUCAUAUAAUGUCUGUACUUGCCAUCGAUUUUCGUGAAAACUAUCUUCGAAAACAGCUGACUAAACUGAAGUAGAUGAAGCUAAUUUAGGGAUUGUGACUCACUGGUUAUAAAAUGGAAGUUCCAACUUAUAAGUUAUCCCAAUACAUAGCUACAUAAACCUUGGUGUUCACCCUCCGUGUGCUUACCUUUGCCUACUUGAAAAUAUUGACUAGAAAUGUAUCGUUAUGUCAAAGAUUCCUACGAUGAUUGGAACACGGUGUUGUUGGAUCAAUAUGAAACUAGGGGAGUAGAGUUGUCAUGUAAUCCUACAGUUACUGCAGCGAAGUAAAAAAUGAAACAAUUACGCUGCUAUAGAUUAGAUGAUCAGCAGUGCGAAGGAGUGAUGGGUGACCAUUCGAUACUUUCGUGUAUGUGCUGCAAUAUUUUAUACUGUUGAGAUAUUUGGAGACGUCUUUGAAUAGAAUCACAUACUUCGAGCACGAGCUUAUCUAAAAAAAGAAAGCGUUAUAUAACCUCCUUCUGUGGAUGGCUAAUAGCUUUUAGAAAGACGGAUUAUAGCGGAAAGCGAGUCUGCGAAUUAGUUACGUUCAUUUACUACUAUUAUCAAGUUUUGGCUUGACAUAUCGAGUUUAAUGAAAAUCGGGUACGAUUGCGAUGGCAUUGAUAUGAAUUUUGCUUAAGCCAGUUGUUAAAUGCCUACAAAUCGUCUUCAUCUAAACGUUUAUAGAUCAAGUUACCAUUUAAUGCGGUGACGUUCAGUUUCUGGAAGUCAGCUUAUGUGUUUGAUUAUGCCUAGUAAUAAUGAUAGUAUUUAAAGAUCCCUGAGUGGUUGCGGCUAUUUUUAGCUGGAAUUAAGUCCAGUCUCUGAAUUUGAAUAGUCGCUACAUUUUUUGACGUAUUGAAAUGCUUCCAUUAAAUUAAAUCUUGAAGUAUGGUAUCAGGAUCUUAACGUUUUGAGACGAUUGCACUAAUAAUAAAUAUACCUUUGUUACAUUACAUUUGGUAGAAAAGUCGUAUUUCUGACGUUUCGUGGCUUAAUUUAAGCCACUUCUUCAGAGUAAAUAAACGACCGACAUUAACUCAAGUUUACAUAGCACAAAGGAAACAAUGCAAAAUAUUUUUAGUACAAUUAAAAUCAUAAUAGGUCUGAAUAUGUCAAUGUGAAAUUAUUAUUGAUCAAGGGAUCUCCAGUAUCGACGAUCGUCGCAAAUUUAUUUAUGUCCCACAUUGUGACGAUCGUUUUGGCCAAUACCAUCUAGACCACUCAUCUGGCUCAGAUAUGUAGAUGACACAUUUUUCAUUAUUGAAAAGACUUCUUACUAAUUUCUCAAAACAUCAAAUUCACUGUCAAAAAGGCAGAUGAACAUAGUGGACCAUCGUUUUUAAACUGUUUGGUUAAAAGGAAUUCUAAUGAAAGCUAUAUCCCGAAAAACGACACAUCCAAAUCGGUAUAUUGAUUUUAACUCUGCGCAUGCAUUUAGUACCGAAAUUUCCCUAACCGUAAAUCUCUUCAGAAAAGCAACCAAAAACAUUACCUCAGAAGACAAGCUGAAAGAAAAAGAGAAUACAACAUACGUCCUACGUUCUAACAAUUUUCCUAAAAAUAUUACCAUAAACAUAUUAAAACAAAACUGUCUUUCGGUAAAUACAAACCUAAUGAAAUUUCAUGUAUUAGUACCGUAGUUUUACCUUACCACCACGGCACAAAAGAAUUGCAGCGGAUAUUAAAAGCUUUCUAUAAGACAACUAACACAUUAGGAAACGCUUUAGUUGGAAAUAAAGAUAGGUAUCCGUUCACUUCCACUCAAAAUUGUCUACAGAUUAGGCUGUAUCGAUUGUGAUGCGUUCAAUGUUGGAGAAUCUCCCCGUAAGAUCUCGACCCGUACCAAGGAACAUUUAAGUUACACAAAAACCUAAUAAUUCUCUAAAAUUGGAAAAUUCACAAAUCAGCAAUAGCAGUACAUGUUAUUUCCAAUAUUCACCAAAUUGAUAUUAAAAAUAUCAAAAUAAUUCAGAAAGGGCUUUCUGACCACAAAGAGAUGCGAGUAGCUAAAGCGUUUCACAUAAUGCUAAAUCCCACUACCCUAAAUAGGAAUGAAGGACUGAAUGAUUCAUUCAACCUGAACUGUUUUUCCAAACAACCACAUCCGACUUUAUUUUUACACACACAAUCUCAACCUACUACUUUUAUCACAAAUGUGUACAUCUCUCAUGCCUACAUUCUGACACACAAAUUAGUACAGUGACAGGCCAUGCAAGAAUAAUUUCACAUUGACAUAUUCAGACCUAUUAUGAUUUUAAUUGUACUAAAAAUAUUUUGCAUUGUUUCCUUUGUGCUAUGUAAACUUGAGUUAAUGUCGGUCGUUUAUUUACUCUGAAGAAGUGGCUUAAAUUAAGCCACGAAACGUCAGAAAUACGAUUUUUCUACUCAUUGUAAUAUGACACAAAUAUAUUUAUUAUUAACUCUCUACACAAUGCUCAAUUUAUUUGAAACUAUGAAGUCCAACCUUGGUAUGGAUACCUGCUUUGCACUGAUGUUAAUAAUUUCAACGAUCAUAGUAUUCACAUUGCAUAUUGACAAUAUCUCAUACAAAAUUGGACAUUUUGACCAGUCCUUUCGUUAAUAAUAACGUAGAAUGUUAAAA
Messenger RNA from Schistosoma haematobium, 8413 nucleotides. RefSeq lists its product as uncharacterized. The record is from RefSeq and is a predicted model, not a curated record. The transcript has 16 exons. Gene Ontology annotation, molecular function: protein serine/threonine kinase activity; protein serine/threonine/tyrosine kinase activity; ATP binding. Bases 3923 to 4996 code for a protein of 357 amino acids. Lineage: Eukaryota; Metazoa; Platyhelminthes; Trematoda; Strigeidida; Schistosomatidae. Gene Ontology annotation, biological process: mitotic spindle assembly checkpoint signaling; meiotic spindle assembly checkpoint signaling; protein localization to kinetochore. Gene Ontology annotation, cellular component: nucleus; spindle; kinetochore.